This is a messenger RNA of Erythranthe guttata (spotted monkey flower), 1837 nucleotides long. RefSeq names its product P-loop containing nucleoside triphosphate hydrolases superfamily protein (gene LOS4). The record is from RefSeq and is a predicted model, not a curated record. Gene Ontology annotation, molecular function: RNA helicase activity; nucleic acid binding; ATP binding. Lineage: Eukaryota; Viridiplantae; Streptophyta; Magnoliopsida; Lamiales; Phrymaceae.
CAGUCAUUCUUUUCUCUCAAAUUAAUUUCCUCUCUCAAAUUUAAUUAAACGUCGCAGGAGAGCUUCUACUCAACUACCACCGCCGACAUGGCCGACGACAACCCAUCUACCACCGCCACCGCCACCGCCACCGCCGCUUCGAAUCCUCCUCCAGAGACAAGGCGUUGGGCCGAUAUCUCUGACGAGGACGACGCCGACGCCAAGGCCGAGUUGAAGACAGAUUCACCUGUAGAUGUCAAUUUAAAUUCUUUAUGCAUCGGCGACUCCAAACCCAGCAGCACGCUCUCCGAUCCAGACGACUCCCGCAUCGAAGCGGUUACAUCAGGUGACACUCCGUAUACAUCAGCUAAGAGAUUCGAGGACUUGAACUUAUCAGCUGAAUUGUUGAAGGGUCUGUAUAUCGAGAUGAAGUUUGAGAAACCAAGUAAGAUACAGGCAAUUAGUUUGCCCAUGAUUCUGACUCCUCCCCACAAGAAUUUAAUAGCUCAGGCUCACAAUGGAUCCGGAAAGACCACUUGUUUUGUUCUUGGUAUGUUGAGCCGUGUCGACCCAACGCUCAAGGCUCCUCAGGCUCUCUGUAUCUGCCCCACAAGAGAGUUAGCCAUUCAGAAUUUGGAAGUGCUUCUGAAGAUGGGGAAGUUCACAGGAAUAACUUCCGAAUUAGGCAUACCUGCAGAUUCGUCAAGCUACAUUCCAGUUAAUAAGAUGCCUCCUAUUACAGCACAAGUAAUUAUCGGUACACCUGGUACGCUUAAGAAGUGGAUGACAGCUAAGAAACUGAGAUUGAAUCAGAUGAAGAUUCUCGUGUUUGAUGAGGCAGACCACAUGUUGGGACAGAGUGGAUUCCGAGACGAUUCAGUGGCGAUAAUGAGGAACAUCAAGGACGCCAAUUACAAUUGCCAGGUCCUUUUGUUCUCGGCUACAUUUGAUGAUUCCGUCAAACAAUUUGUAUCAAGAAUAGUUGAGGAUAUCUUUGUCAGAGACUAUAACCAGAUGUUUGUAAAAAAGGAAGAACUGUCAUUGGAAUCCGUAAAACAGUACAAGGUGCAUUGUCCUGAUGAACUUUCAAAGAUCCAGGUUAUUAAAGACCGAAUACUCGAACUUGGAGAGAAGGUUGGCCAAACGAUUAUAUUUGUAAAGUCGAGGGAGAAUUCGACUAUGUUGCACCAAUCUUUGGUCAGCCUCGGCUAUGAGGUCACUACCAUUCAAGGUGCUCUCAAGCAAGAGGAUAGGGAUAAAAUCAUAAAGGAGUUCAAGGAAGGGUUGACUCAAGUUCUAAUUGCAACCGAUCUUCUCUCCCGAGGCUUUGACCAGAAACAGGUUAACUUGGUCGUGAACUUUGAUCUUCCGGUGAAACACGAUAGACCUUCUCAGCCUGAUUGUGAUGUCUACUUGCACCGAGUUGGUAGAGCAGGGCGCUUUGGUCGUAAAGGUGCUGUCUUCAAUCUCCUAUGUACGAGUCGAGAUGACUCGAUUAUGGGCAAAAUCGAGGACUAUUUCAACACCAAGAUAGCCGAGGUGAGCCCGUGGAACAGCGAGGCAGCGUUUGAGGUCGCGCUAAAGGACGCUGGAUUACUGUGAGGAAGAAGUACUCUGUGUAGAUGUUUUUUAUUUUUUAUUUUUAAGAUAUGUUUUUCAAGCCCUGUACUAAACUGGAAGUGGUGAUAUGAUCUCAUCUGUUGUGUGGUUUGUGAGGAAAGUUUUGUACUAAUACGUUAAUUGCGUUUAUUUAUUUUUAAAACAAGAAAUAGAGGGUAAAUUCGAUUUAGAGCUCUUAAUGAUGCUCCUAAUAUCUGAUUCGGAAGAGAUAACUAAUUAAGAGUGUUUGGUAUACAAC